AUGUCCAUAUGUUUCCCUUUUAGCACAACGUUCGAAAUAUCAGAAAAUGCUGAUGAUGCUAAUGACGAUAUUGAAACUAAUCUGUUACAACAAUCUGGUUCGUUGUUAAGAUCAGCAACAUUUUUGCUGAAAUUGUACAGAGCGGAAGAUUUACCACGAAUGGAUAGUGCAUUUUUGCAUGGUGUUAAGAAAAUAUUUAAUGGUCAAGAAGAUGUUAAAGAAUUAGUUGAUCCAUAUGUUACAUUCACAUUUGCAGGGCAACACAUAGAAUCGAAAAUUAUCUAUGCUUGUUCACAUCCAGAAUUUAAUCAAGAAUUACGUUUAGGACUUAAAUUGCCUUCAAUGUGCAAUAAAUUAACCAUUUCAGUAAUGGACUGGGAUCGUCUAACAAACAAUGAUUAUAUUGGUGUACAUAAUAUUGAUCUAUCCAGUAUAUCGAGCGAUAAACAAGAUGGUUUUUUACCAACAUUUGGCCCAUGUUGGAUUAAUUUGUAUGGCUCACCACGUGAAUUUUCUGAAAUACCAAGUGUAUUAGAUAUUCUUAAUAGCGGAAAGGGUGAGGGUGUUGCUUAUCGUGGCCGUGUACUUUUUGAAUUGGCAACAGUCUUAAGUGAAACUCCAUUAGAACCAUUAAUUGAUAUACCAAACUCGGAAAUUGUACGAUCAUUGCCAUUUCAGUCACGUAAAAAAUUUAAAUUACAUGUCGUCUUUUAUGACGCAACUAUGUUAUAUGAACAUACAUCGAUGAUAGAAUUUGAAGUUAGCAUGGGCAAUUAUGGUAAAAAAUUAGAGGAUGUCGUUGGUAGUACUAAUAGUUCAAUAACACCACCGACAAAUCCUGUUUUCGACGGAACAUCGUAUUAUUAUCUACCAUGGGGUAAUGCAAAACCAACAGCACAAGUUAUUUCAGAAUGGGAAGAUGUUACAUUUCGAUUAGAAACAAUAAAUCAAUUAUCAAAAACUAGACUAUUAAUUAAUGGAAUUCUUUCGUCAAUAAAAUCUCUUAAACUCAAACAUACAUCAGAAGAUAUUAUUGUACGACAAUAUCGACAAUCAUUGGAAAUGGUUAUAGCUCAGCUAAUAAAACCGUUACCCAAUGCUGAAGCUGGUCGACAUCAUACAAAUCAGUUAGAUCGUCUUCGUCGUCAAAUGCGAGAUAAAAUUAUAGGAGAUUUGAUCGUAAAUUUAGAAAAUAUGAAAUUAAAACCUGACACCACAUCAAAGGAAUUUGAAGAAACUUUUUUGGAUAUUUGUAAUAAUUUACAAAACUUAGAAGUUGAACCACAAAAUAGUAUACCUGAUAUAAUAAUAUGGCUUUUAUGUGGUGGUAAACGCUUUGCUUAUUAUCGUUUGCCAGCACAUGAGGUCCUUUAUUCGCCUCAAAAAGAUCGAAAAGGACGUCUCUGUGGAAAACUCCAAACAAUAACAAUGAAAUGGCCAGGAAAAGAAUCAGAGAUUGAAAAGGAUAAAAAAAAAUUUCUACCAGCUCAAGUACGUGUCAAAGUAUGGUUAGGCACUCAAACAAAUGAACACGAUUGGUUAUCAUCGGAGAAAGGAGGAGAAUUGGUUGUUUAUGCAGAAACAUACGAAAAUCAAGUAAAUAUUAUAGGAAAAUGGACCACCGGUGGACCUCUAAUGAGUAGACCAGCGUGGUCUGAUUUAACGGGAAAUAUUGAUUUACCUCAAAAAAAUUUUCAAUUACCGCCUAAUUGGCGAUGGGAUGGUGACUGGUACAUUAGUCCAGAUAUAAGGUAG
Didymodactylos carnosus is the source of this 1755-nucleotide messenger RNA. The record is from the annotation of a GenBank genome assembly. Lineage: Eukaryota; Metazoa; Rotifera; Eurotatoria; Philodinida; Philodinidae.